AUGGCGUGUUAUCGUAGCAGCUCCCUUUCAUUCUUUAUCGUGGCGUUACUCACCGUCUUAAUCAGUCCAGCCAUCUCUGCUGGCGACUCAUCCUACAUCAACCCUCCAGUCAACGUUGGGUCUCGCUCUUCCAUUGCUUCCUAUUGCGAGAGCUGGAGACUGGCCGUGGAGACCAACAAUGCUGGAACAUGGAACGUGACUCCAUCCAAAUGUGUUAGCUCCAUUAAUACCUAUUACAUCGGUGGCCAGUUCGAUAGCGACUACAAUUUAGUCGCUCGUUACGCGCUCGCCUUCGCUGGAAAGGUUAAGAACCGUUUAGACGGUAAGGACGCAUGGGUCUUCGACAUUGAUGAGACGCUUCUUUCGAACUCUGAGUACUAUAAUAAGGCUCAUGGGUCUGCGACUUAUGUCUCAAAAAAGGUACAAGCACAAGCUUUCGAUGCAAGCUUGAAACUGUAUAAGGGUCUCAAGACACUUAAUUUCACUAUCAUCCUGCUGACUGGCCGAAACGAGUCCCGGAGAAGUACUACCGAGAAAAAUCUCUGGGACGUCGGUUAUUCCGGUUGGGAACAUCUCCUCAUGAGGAGUCCUGAAGAUAAAGGGAAAACAGCUACACAAUACAAAUCAGAGCAGCGUUCAAAAAUGGUUAAAAAGGGAUACAAACUUCAUGGAAAUACUGGCGAUCAAUGGAGUGACCUGCUAGGCUUUGCUGUGGCCACUCGUUCUUUCAAAGUUCCAAAUCCACUCUACUAUAUUGCUUGA
Messenger RNA from Eruca vesicaria subsp. sativa (arugula), 762 nucleotides. NCBI's taxonomy places the organism in Eukaryota, Viridiplantae, Streptophyta, Magnoliopsida, Brassicales, Brassicaceae. The record is from the annotation of a GenBank genome assembly.